AUGAAAGGAAUUUGAUUUGCUCUGCUCAUCAAGACAGGAGAAACAUCCACAAACGCUCUCAUCACUAAAGCAUUCAGUAAGAGAGUGAAGGACUAUGGCAUCUGCUGAGCCUCAGGAAACACUGGGAACCAAUGUUGACAUGAAAGCUGACAGAAAUGCAACUUUAAACGCUCCUGUACUUACUGGAAACACCAUAGCAGGUCCAAUACACAUCAGCUAUGUCAUGCCCCCUGGAGAGCGACGAGAAUCCAUAGAGAAGACAGGAAAACACUCAGAAGAUGAUUUAAUGCUGCAAGAGUUUUUGACAAUUCACAAAUCUAACAUGAAGGAAAAGGCAGAGCAUAUUUGUGAUGUCAAAAAAAAAGAAAAAACCCAUCUCAAGGAUAUUUAUGUAGAGCUCUUUUUCACAGAGGGUGAUAUUAAAGGAGUGAAUGAAGAGCAUGAAAGUCUACAGAUUGAUGAAGCUUUCAAGAGCAAAAAACAACAGGAGAGACAAAUUAACUGCAAUGAUAUCUUCAGUUCAUUGGGACAAAAUACGACAAAGAGAAAGAUUGUACUGACCAAAGGCAUCACUGGCAUUGGAAAGACCGUCUCUGUGCACAAGUUUAUUCUGGACUGGGCUGAAGGAAAAGCCAAUCAGGAUAUAGACGCCAUGUUCCUGCUUCCAUUCCGAGAAAUAAAUUUGAUUAAAGAAGAAAAGAUCAGUAUGCAUCAGUUUCUGAGUAAAUUUUAUCCUGAACUGAAAAAAAUUGAAAAAACAAAUGUAUAUAAGAAGUGUAAUCUUGCAUUUAUCUUUGAUGGACUUGAUGAGAGUCGACUGCCUUUAGAUUUUGAAAGUGAAAUGGUGACUGAUGUUGAUGAAAAAUCAACUGUGGAUGAAUUGUUCACAAGUCUCAUCAAAGGUCAUCUGCUUCCAUCAGCUCUUGUCUGGGUGACCUCACGACCAGCAGCAGCCAAUCAAAUCCCUUCAGAAUAUGUAGAUUUGUUCACAGAGGUGCAAGGAUUCACUGACCAACAGAAGGAAGAGUACUUCAGAAAAAGAAUCAAAGAUGAGUCUCAGGCCUCCAGAAUUAUCUCACACAUCAAGACAUCUCGUAGUCUCUACAUCAUGUGCCACAUUCCUGUGUUCUGUUGGAUCACGGCUAUUGUUCUUCUGGAAACUCUCAUUGAGAACAACACAGAGGACAUUCCCACAACACUCACUGAAAUGUACAUCCACUUCUUUCUGAUACAGAUGAACAUGAAGAACAGGAAACAUGAUGCAAAAGUUGAAAGAAACUAUACAAAGUUGAUGGAUUCAGAUAAAACAAUGGUUGUGAAAUUGGCCAAGCUAGCUUUUGAACAACUAAAGGAAGAAAAAACUGUGUUCGAUGAGGAAGAGCUGAAAAAGUGCGGUAUUGAUGUGAGUGAAGACUUGACUGAGUCCACAGGAAUGCUCACCGAGAUCUUUAAGAAAGAAGCUGGACUUCAUGAGGUGAAGGCUUUCUGCUUUGUGCAUCUGAGCGUUCAAGAGUUCCUUGCUGCGCUACAUGUUUUCCUCAAUUACCUGAACAAGAACCUGGAGGCACUUCAGUUUUUUUUUGAAAAGCCUUUCUUUGAAAAAAGGGACCAACGUGAACUUCGAAUGUUGUUUAGAAUGGCCGCCAAAAAACUUGAUUUGCACAAUUUACUAAACAAUGCUGUUGAUAAAGCAAUCCAGAGUGAGAGAGGACAUUUAAACCUUUUUCUAAGGUUUCUUCUGGGCCUUUCUCUGGAAUCCAAUCAGAAACUUCUAAAUGGUUUGUUUAGUAAGAUAAAGAGCAGAACCGAGAGCAUAGCAAAAGUUCAAGAACACAUUAAACAAUUACUAAACCACAACAUCUCAGCUGAAGCUUCAGUCAACCUGUACUACUGCCUACUUGAGCUAAAAGAUAAAUCAUUACACGAGGAAAUCCAGCGGUACCGGAGUUCAGGCAGAAAUUCAGGAAGAGAACUCUCAGCUUCAAUGUGUUCAGUGUUGACCUACUUACGGCUGAUAUCAGAGGAGGUGAUGGAUGAGUUCAACAUAAGGACGUACAACACAUCACCUGAAAACUACAUGAGACUAAUCCCAGCUUUGAGAUGCUGCAGAAAAGCCAUAUUGUCCGGCUGUAACCUCACUUUUGAGUGCUGUGAAAGUGUAGCAUCAGCUCUACAAUCACCAAACUCUCCUCUGAUAGAACUGGACAUGAGUCACAAUAAUCUACAGGAUUCAGGAGUGAAGCUGAUCUCUGAUGAACUGAAGAGCCAAACCUGUAAACUGGAGACAUUGAGGUUGUCUGACUGUAUGGUGACAGAGGAAGGCUGUUCUUAUCUGGCCUCAACUUUGAGGUCAAACCCCUCACACAUCAGAGAACUGGAUCUGAGCUACAAUAGUCCAGGAGUCUCAGGACUGAGGCAAAUCUCUGAUCUACUGAAAGAUUCACAUUGCAAACUGGAGAAACUCAAAUUGAGAGCCUGUGAUCUCAGUGAAGAGUGCUGUGAAAGUGUAUCAUCAGCUCUACAGUCAUCAAACUCUUCUCUGAGAGAACUGGACAUGAGUUACAAUAAUCUACAUGAUUCAGGAGUGAAGCUGAUCUCUGAUGGACUGAAGAGCCCAAACUGUAAACUGCAGAUACUAAAAUUUACAGACUGUAAACUCACUGCUGAGUGCUGUGAAAGUGUAUCAUCAGCUCUACAAUCAUCAAACUCGCCUCUGAAAGAAUUGGACAUGAGUUUUAAUAACCUACAGGAUUCAGGAGUGAAGCUGAUUUCUGAUGGACUGAAGAGCCCAAACUGUAAACUGGAGAUAUUGAGAUUAUCUCACUGUAAGGUGACAGAGGAAGGCUGUUGUUGUCUGGCUUCAUCUGUGAAGUUAAACCCCUCACACAUAAGAGAACUGGAUCUGAGCCUUAAUCAUCCAGGAGCUGAAGGAAAGAAGCUGCUCUCUGAUCUACGGGAAGAUCCAGACUGCAGACUGGAGAAACUCAGGUUGUGCGGCUUUGAGUAAGCACCAAAGCCCUGACAUGUGCGAGGUCCUUAAAGAUGCUGACAUUAUCAUUAAGGGAACUGCCUGAUUAUUUCAUGCAUUUAUAAACCUACAGUACCUUCCUUGUGCAACAAUUCUGUUGCCAUUUCUCCUCAUUCAUCUUUAAUCUAACUAAACUCAUUAUAGUCAGUUCUGUAUUGGGGAGGGGUUUAACUUUGGGCUGUUGGGCAAGUAGAUGCUAAGUGGUAGUUUGUACUUCACUACAUAUGAGUGUAGUUUCCUUACCUUUAAGUAAUUAUUUUUCAUGUAAUUAAGUCAUUUUUUAGUGAAAGGUGAUGAUAAAUAAUGGCCCCAAAUAUUUACCAUGUUUUUAUUAUGGUGCACGGUUUCCACUUACUCUUGUUUGUUAAGGUAAUGGUGAUGAUCUUUUUUGUUUUGUUUUUAUUAAAUAAACUUUGUAAUCAAAUCAAA
Triplophysa rosa is the source of this 3457-nucleotide messenger RNA. RefSeq names its product NACHT, LRR and PYD domains-containing protein 12-like. The coding region runs from base 95 to 3007 and encodes 970 amino acids. The record is from RefSeq and is a predicted model, not a curated record. The transcript has 10 exons. Gene Ontology annotation, molecular function: protein binding. Lineage: Eukaryota; Metazoa; Chordata; Actinopteri; Cypriniformes; Nemacheilidae.